AUGUUUAACCGGAAUAACUCCGUCUUCUUAUUCUUCUCCUUCAAUUUGUGCCUAGUUUUUGCACUGCACAAUGCCUCAAGCCACAAUGAGAGAAAGCCAUACGUUGUGUAUAUGGGAGCAUUGCCGGCGGGAGGAUCCAAGGUUUCUUUGUCGGCUGUGCACCACAACAUUCUGUCCCAGGCAAUUGGAGAUGAGAGAAUAGCAGUACAGUCCAAGAUUCAUAGCUAUGGAAGAAGCUUUAAUGCUUUCGCAGCAUGGCUGCUGCCCCAUGAAGCCAAAACAUUAUCCGAAAGAAGGGGAGUUGUAUCAGUGUUUCUGAGCAUUAAACGAAAACUUCAUACCACACAUUCAUGGGAUUUCUUAGGAAUGCCAACAGCUGUGAAAAGAAAUUUCCAAAUAGAAAGAGAUAUCAUUGUAGGCGUCAUCGAUACUGGAAUAUAUGUUGACAUACCAAGCUUCAAUGAUAAGGGAAUUGGUCCUCCUCCUACAAAAUGGAAGGGUAGAUGUCAAACCGGGUUAAAUUUUACUGGGUGUAAUAAUAAAGUUAUUGGUGCCCAAGCCUUCAACUUACUCGACAACAAUAACCAGUCGAGUUCUCCGGCGGACUUCGAAGGCCACGGCACGCACACUGCUUCCACCGUCGCCGGCUCACUGCACGGAGGCGCAAGCCUUUACGGGCUGCUCAACGGUACAGCCCGCGGCGGAGUACCGGCAGCGCGGAUAGCUAUGUACAGGGCAUGCAACGAGGGCGGGUGUGCGGACGUGGACAUCCUCGCGGCGUUCGACGCCGCCAUUGCCGACGGCGUGGACAUAUUGUCGGUCUCCAUAGGCGGCUCCCCGGCGUCCUACAACGAGGAUCCGAUCGCAAUCGGCUCCUUCCAUGCCAUGCAGAAGGGCAUAUUGACUUCUUGCUCGGCCGGAAACGGGGGAGAUCGAGGGGUUGGACCGACGGUAACAAAUGUCGCGCCAUGGAUCUUCACGGUGGCCGCCGCUUCAACUGAUCGACACUUGGUGACUGAAGUUGAAUUGGGUGAUGGACGAAAAUUCUCUGGAAUUUCUGUCAACAUAUUUAACAGCAGUUCAUUUCCACUCACAAGUGGAACACUAGCAAGCUUAUUACAUAACGGUUCAGGCCGAUAUUGUGGAGAGGGUACACUUGACGAAAGUAAGGUGAAAGGAAAAAUUUUGUAUUGCUUAACUCAAAACCGACAAGAUUAUAUUAUAGAGAAGAUGGGUGGAAAAGGAAUUAUCAUUUCUGAUCAAAGUCCUCGGCAAUUUGCAUUUCCCUUUAUAAUACCAGCUAGUAUUGUCAAAUUCCCAGAAAUUGGUGAUAAAAUUGAAGCAUAUAUCAACUCUACUAGACAACCAACGGCAGUGAUUCACCCAACAAAAAGUGUCAAGGUCAAUGGGUCAUUCAUGGCUUCCUUUUCAUCAAGAGGACCCCAAUUUAUAGCCCCCAAUCUCCUAAAGCCUGAUAUCACAGCGCCAGGGUUGAACAUAUUGGCUGGAUUUUCACCUUUGAUUUCUAUAAGUGGUGAGAUAGAUGAUACAAGAACCUCGGUCUACAACAUUUUGUCAGGAACAUCCAUGGCUUGUCCGCAUGUUUCAGCUUCAGCUGCCUAUGUUACGUCUUUCCAUUCUGAUUGGUCACCUGCCGCAAUCAAGUCAGCCUUGAUGACUACAGCAAAACCGCUAGGGGUGAAGGACGUAGAUGUGGAGCUAGCAUAUGGAGCGGGGAUGAUUGACCCGAUAGCAGCCACAAAUCCCGGCCUGGUUUUCGACAUUGAUGAAGCUGCCUACAUAAACUUCCUCUGCAAAAUUGGAUACAAUAGUUCCAACUUACGACAAAUCACGGGUAACACAACCAAAGACUGCUCGAGAAUUUCUGGAGCAGUUGGAGAAGACGGACUCAACUAUCCCACUAUCAAUUUAAACUUGAAUACCGUUUCUAACAAUCCCAAGAUUGAUGGAGUGUUUCAUCGUACUGUCACCAACGUUGGGGAAGUGACGUCGGUAGUUUACAAGGCGACAAUCGAAGCACCAAAGGGUCUCUCUAUUGAGGUUUCUCCCAGUGUUUUGUCAUUCGACAGUAAGAACCAGAAGAAAUCUUUUCAGGUUUCUUUGACAGGAAACUACCCAGAUGAAGAGACAAUGCACUUGUCUGGGUCUAUAAUUUGGAGUGAUUCUAUACACAACGUGAGAAUCCCCGUACUUGUAUCAAGGCCUGCAGGGAGUACGGGACAAUGA
Molecule: messenger RNA, 2247 nt
Organism: Ipomoea nil (Japanese morning glory)
Lineage: Eukaryota; Viridiplantae; Streptophyta; Magnoliopsida; Solanales; Convolvulaceae
Product: subtilisin-like protease SBT4.15
Exons: 11
Coding region: 1-2247 (748 amino acids)
Biological process (GO): proteolysis
Molecular function (GO): serine-type endopeptidase activity
Source: RefSeq, a predicted model, not a curated record